UUUUUGAAACAUUUGGAACCGUUUUUCCGGUUGACCAACAUGGGCUACGACUACCUGGCGCUGAAGUCGCUGACGCUGCGCUGGUCGGUCGCCGGGUUUAGGAACCAGAUUGGGGUGGGCAAGGAGAGUAACAUCUACACGGUGGGGGAUGAGGAGGGCAAUCCGUUGUGCUUGAAGUUGCACCGGUUGGGACGGGUUUGCUUCCGGAACGUGAAGGUGAAGCGGGACUAUCACGGGAAGCGGCACAAGAUGAGUUGGUUGUAUUUGUCGCGGAUUUCGGCGACGCGGGAGUAUGCGUACAUGAAGGCGUUGUACGAUCGCGGGUUUCCGGUGCCGCGUCCGGUGGACUUUAACCGGCACUGCGUAAUUAUGGAGCUGGUUGAUGGGUACUGACGAACGUGGCCGAGGUGGGCAAUUUUUAAGCAGUUGUACGAUGGUUUGAUGAACUUGAUUGUGCGGUUGGGGAAUUGCGGAGUUAUUCGCGGAGAUUUCAACGAGUUCAACGUGAUGAUCACGGAGGAGGACCAGCGGCCGAUCUUGAUCUAUUUUCCCCAGAUGGUGUCGACGUCGCAUCCGAACGCGGAGAUGUACUUUGAUCGGGACGUGCAGGGCGUUCGGGAUCUGUUCCGGAAGAAAUUUGGGUAUGAAAGUGAAGAACAUUCCAAGUUUAGCGAUCUGGAGCGGGAGGAUGAGCUGGACCGGGAGGUUCUCUGCUCUGGGUACGGAUUUACGCAGGAGAUGGAGGAGGAUCUGCACAAGGAGUAUCACCAGGAGGGAGGUACCGAGGAAGGAGGAAACUUAUUUACCUGUUCGGCACAGACGUGUAGCAGGGCAUCGGCGAGCUUUGAUAUGGCAGUAUUGGCGAUGAUGGAGCAGCAGUUCAGUUCGGCGAUUACGAUCGCUGAAGUUCUACACCAGUUCAGCCAGCGGUGCAGUCGGCGUUUGCGGUUCAACAGCACAGUUUGCCGGCACAGAUCCACCAAGUCGCCGCAGACAUCAGCAUGCCACACGCUGAUUGGAGGUUGCCAGCAGCAAAGCUUUUUGGGGCGGCGCGUCGUGAUCGGACGGAGAUGCAUUCAGUCGCUCAGGCGUUUUACACUGCAGGUUCGCAGAGCUGGCAGCUCAUCAGCCAAACAUACCAGUUCCGUUCGUCGCGAGUCAGCGAGCGCGCUACGCAUCCGACUAACUCAGAGAUUCAGCUGCAACGGACACGUCGGCCGCGUGUUAACGACCAUCCACCAGGGCCCGGUGGUAACGUCGUCAGCGCACACGGCAAUUCAAGCGAAGUCUUCUCCUAGUGCACCGGAGAAAGACAUCCGACUACAGACGGCGGCAGUCCGCCGACAGUUCAGCAGAGUUCGUCCAGAUCCAGAGCACAGCAACACGAUCACGGUCGUGUCGAGCUCGGAGUUCAACCGUCUCCCCGCAGCUGCAUCUACAGCAGCUCAUCAGACCGGAGGCACAGACCUUGCCUUCGUCAGCUCAGCGAGCAGCCGCUUCAUCUGCUCCGCCGUCAGCAACUCUGCGCGUUAUUGCAGAGACGAGGAUCCAGCCGCAAAGCACUAG
Molecule: messenger RNA, 1566 nt
Organism: Culex pipiens pallens (northern house mosquito)
Lineage: Eukaryota; Metazoa; Arthropoda; Insecta; Diptera; Culicidae
Exons: 3
Biological process (GO): maturation of SSU-rRNA
Cellular component (GO): nucleus; cytosol; preribosome, small subunit precursor
Molecular function (GO): ATP binding; protein serine/threonine kinase activity
Source: RefSeq, a predicted model, not a curated record